AUGUCAUCCCUCGAUAGUACUGCUCCCUUUGCCCAUUCUCCAGUACCUCCCACAUCUCAACCGACUGGCGUACACGCCCAAGAUACCGCUUCCUACCCUGGCGUCGCCCCCCGCCAAGUUGUGCGGAAGGAAGAUGGCACAGAAGUCGAGCUCGUGACAUUUCCACCAGGUGACGAAAGCAACCCCAGAAAUUGGCCAUUGUGGCGAAAAUGGUCCAUUGUUGCUGUCAUCAUUCCAAUCGAUCUCACAGUCUCAUGGGGUGCCUCGGGCUUCUCGCCAGGCGUAGAGAAGUUCGAGAAGGAUUUCGGUGUCGGCAGUGAGAUAGGAACGUUGGGACUGAGUAUUUACGUGCUUGGACUGGCCUUUGGACCAAUGACACUCGCACCGCUUUCGGAGUACUACGGCCGAAGUCCCAUCUAUAUACUCUCUUAUGGAGUGUUUCUUUUCAUGCUGGUGGGUACUGCAUUGGUAGAUAAUCUUGGAGGUUUCUUAGCAUUGCGAAUACUAUCUGGCUUGUUCUCGAGUGUCACCAUUGCUAACUUUGGGGGAACCAUCGCGGAUCUUUUUGAGCCACACGAGACGGGAAUACCAAUGAGCUUCUUCCUUUGGGCUGCAACAUUUGGAAGUCCAUCGGGCUACUUUCUGUUCUCUUGGAUUGCUCAGUACAAGCCUUGGCGAGACAUAUUCUGGGCUCUACUAGGCAUCUGUGGCGGAUUCUGGUUGAUCAUGACUAUCACCCUCAAGGAGACACGCCACAGCAUCAUAUUGAUCAGACGGGCAGCAAAGGAGCGGAAGGAGCGAGGCACUCAUGCCAUCGAAGUCCCGGAUUCGAUGAAGCAGCGCGGUGUCAAACAAUUGUUCCAAGUAGCACUAUCAAGGCCAUUCCGUUUCCUUUUUACUGAAGCGAUCAUUGUCUUUGGGGCGCUUUACAACGGUUACUUGUACGGUCUAAGCUUCUUAUUCAACACUGCGUUCCCUAUUGUGUUUGGCCCGGCAGGACAUGGGUUCAAGAUCAGCAAAAUUGGAAUGUCAUUUCUUGGCAUCAUGGUAGGCAUCAGCAUUGGGCCUAUCACAAACCUUUGGCAGGAGCGAUACUACCAGAAACGCAUUGCAAGGAAGGGUAGCAAGGACGAACCAGAAGCUCGAGUGCAAAUGUCACAACUAGCCGGCAUCACAUUUCCUAUAUCCCUGUUUUGGUUUGCUUGGACGUCGUUCACCAGCGUCCACUGGAUCGUACCCAUCAUCGCCUCGGCUUUAUGGGGCUGGUCCUUCUACACUUUGAUCUUGAUGACGUACAUGUAUACAGAAGACUCCUAUAAAGUCUUCUCCGCUUCUGCUUUGGCUGGCUUGGGGUUGGUGCGUAAUGUUGCUGGAGCGGGCUUUCCGCUUUUUGGCAAACAAAUGUUUCAAAACUUGGGCAAUCAAUGGGCUGCCUCAACUCUGGCAUUUCUAGCUUUAUUGAUGAUUCCGAUACCGUUCAUACUCGCCCACAAGGGCAGAAGCUUGAGACUGCGAAGUCCAUGGGCGAGGCAACAUAUGGACGAUCUGACGGAAGAAGAGGAAGAAGCUGAUAAGGAUUUGAGUCAAGAGGCAUGA
This is a messenger RNA of Bacidia gigantensis, 1596 nucleotides long. RefSeq lists its product as uncharacterized. The coding region runs from base 1 to 1596 and encodes 531 amino acids. Lineage: Eukaryota; Fungi; Ascomycota; Lecanoromycetes; Lecanorales; Ramalinaceae. The transcript has a single exon. Gene Ontology annotation, biological process: transmembrane transport. Gene Ontology annotation, molecular function: transmembrane transporter activity. The record is from RefSeq and is a predicted model, not a curated record.